Messenger RNA from Melanotaenia boesemani (Boeseman's rainbowfish), 1106 nucleotides. Its product is annotated as sulfotransferase 2B1-like. Gene Ontology annotation, biological process: sulfation. NCBI's taxonomy places the organism in Eukaryota, Metazoa, Chordata, Actinopteri, Atheriniformes, Melanotaeniidae. The coding region runs from base 105 to 968 and encodes 287 amino acids. Gene Ontology annotation, cellular component: cytoplasm. Gene Ontology annotation, molecular function: sulfotransferase activity. The transcript has 6 exons. The record is from RefSeq and is a predicted model, not a curated record.
AGUAAAUAGGUUUGGGGAAAGCGGACUGUGGCAGGAGGAAUACUACCUCUGUGGCAGAGAGAGGUAGAAGCAACGUGCAGACCAAUUCCCUGGAAACAGUCUUCAUGUCGUCCCUCAAGUACAUUCAGUACCACGGCCUUCUCCUGCCCACUGUGGCCCACAGUGCAGAGAGCCUGGAGUAUGCCCACAAUUUCCCUGUGGAAGACACCGAUGUUUUUGCUGUGACUUAUCCCAAGUCAGGUACUAUCUGGAUGCAGGAGAUCCUUCCGUUGCUGCUUAAUGGAGGAGAUCUGACUCCAAUCCAGACUACUGUAAACUGGGACCGGGUCCCAUGGCUGGGAGUAAAAAGAUUGGCUGAGGUUGCAGAUAAGCUGACAUCUCCACGUGCUCUGGUCACACAUUUUCCCUACAGCCUCAUGCCCCCUUCAUUCCACACCUCCAAAGCCAAGGCGAUCUAUGUGAUGAGGAACCCAAAGGACAUCUUGGUGUCUUCAUACUACUUCCAUCAGAUGGCGACCUUUCUCGAGGAUCCAGGGACUUUUGAUGAGUUCUUGGAGAAGUUCCUGGAAGGCAGAGUGAUGUUUGGGAAGUGGACAGACCAUGUGAAGAGCUGGAGGCGUGCAGAGCUGGGAGACAGAAUUAUGUUCAUCACUUAUGAAGAAAUGGUUCAGGACCUGCCUGCAGCUUUAAGGCGUAUGUCAGACUUCUUGUGCCGUAAUCUGAGUGAUGAAGCCAUUCUGAAGAUAGCAGAGCAUUGUUCUUUUAAGACUAUGAAAGCCAACAGAAUGUCCAACUUCAGCCAGAUUUCGAAAGAGUAUAUGGACAAUGACAAGUCUCCUUUCUUGAGGAAAGGGAUUAGUGGAGACUGGAAAAACCACUUCAGUCCAGAGCAACUGGCCCGAUUCACAUCGGUCAUUUUUAAAGAGCUGGAGGGCGAGAACUUCUCUCUGCCCUGGAGCCUGGAUUGACCAGCAAAGAACAAAAAGGGCUGUAUGGAGAUAAAGUCCAGGCCUGUACAUAACAGUCAUUUACAACUGGAGUUAAAUUCUCAAAACAAACACAAGUCUGCAGAAUCCUGCUUAAGACAUAAUAAAAUACAUUAACAU